AUGUGGGGUCGCUAUCUCGAGAGCGGAGAGUACUCCGACUUUCUGGUGAUUUGCGCCAACCGCGAAUUCCACGUCCACCGUCUGGUGAUUUGUCCUCGCUCGAGCUAUUUCAGGUUGAUGUGCAAGGACAAUUUCAAGGAGGGCAUUACGCAGAAGCUAGAGCUCGUCGACGAAGAUCCGGAUGUGUUUCAGUCCGUCUUGACGUUUUUGUAUACGGGCAUUUAUGAGACGUGCAAGAUUACGGGGAGUGAGGAGAUUGAAAGCGCACCCUCGACAGACCAAACCUGCAACUCGUCCGAAGAUUCCGAGAAUGACGACGAAAACCAACACAAAGCCGGCGGCCGCCCCGCAACAACAGAGGACAUCCUCGCGCACGUCCAACUGUACGCGAGCGGUGACAAAUUCGAUAUUAGGGACCUGAAAGAGGUAUCUUCCAAAAUGUUUCGCAACCAACUCCAUCGCACAUCAGUCGAGAAGCUCGACGUUCCCGACAUCAUUCGUGCUGUGUAUACAUCUACCCCGCACAACGACGCGGCCUUGCGCCCAGUAUUGAUAGACUACUGCGUUCAAAAUCUGAACGCACUCCUCGUUCAACCCGGUAUGGCCGAGGUGCUCUCCGACUUUGGCGAAUGCGCAUUUGAGAUCUUACGCUCGUACAAAGACGAAGCGGACCUGCGCUCGCGCAAAGCAGUCGAAGACCAGCGCACAGCGGUCCUUGAGAUUAAAAAGGCCGAAUCGCAACAAUUGCGCGAGUCGCUCGCAAAGCUGCAAAAGAGGGAUACGCAUCUCAUGGAGAUGUUGGCGUCGCAUCACAAUUGUCGGAAUUGUGGAAAGGUGUUUGGUGCUGGGCCGCAGGUUUAUGGGCCUAUGAGUGAUAGGGUUAUGUUGAGGUGUAAGGGAUGUUACACGAAGCACUCAUAA
Messenger RNA from Talaromyces amestolkiae, 921 nucleotides. RefSeq lists its product as uncharacterized. NCBI's taxonomy places the organism in Eukaryota, Fungi, Ascomycota, Eurotiomycetes, Eurotiales, Trichocomaceae. The coding region runs from base 1 to 921 and encodes 306 amino acids. Gene Ontology annotation, molecular function: protein binding. The record is from RefSeq and is a predicted model, not a curated record. The transcript has 2 exons.